GUAAGCAUGACAUUGUGUAACACGUUUCCGUAAAGCUUUGCUAUGGAUAACUUUCUUUUGAAUCGAUAAAUUAAGAAUGUCGACUUCCUCGCUCUGAAAUCUGGCGUGUAGCAUCGGUUUGACUUCUUAACGGAUGUGAGGCUCGUCUCUAAGAAAAAUGUCAACCAAUAAUCAACCUCGACAUUGGUAUGCUAUUGACAGGCCUCUGUUACCUGUCAAGGGCAUCUAUUUCUUCUUUUUUGCAGCUGUUGGAGACCUACUUCCAUUCAUCUCAGUAUUUAUGCGACACUUGGGACUGUCAUCCACAGAGACAGGUAUCAUCUAUGGCGUCAUGCCUUUAAUUACUCUCCUUGUGCGCCCACUCGGGGGAAUAUUGGCUGACAAGAUGAUGAUACACAAGCUGAUGAUAGCAGUAUGCUCUUUGCUGACCGGAAUUUCAUAUUGUUGUCUCCUUCUCACCCCUGCCAAAUCACCUGGUGAAUUCCAAUCGACACAGAUGCCUUUAGCAAGGACUAAAGUGCAAUGCAGUCCAUUAGAUUCAUUUGUGAAUGACUGUGCAAAAAAUGGGUCUACAUGUCCAAAAAGCAUUGGAACUUUAUUGGAAAACGGCGUGUACAAUAAGUCAAACCUUCAGUGUGAAUUCAACUGUAUUCGUAGCAAGAUAAAUCCAAGUCCCAGCUCCAAGGCGUGUUUCACUCAAACCACCGGUAGUCUUGUGUCAGGCAAUUGUGAUAAUACACCAAUAGAUACUGCAAAGGGAGUGCGGUUUGAGUCCAAAUUGCAGGACAUCUUAAACAAUAAAAUUGUUGGUAGCAACUCCACUGAUUUAGACCAAGUUUGUGUAGACUAUGAUUUAAGGCAUAUGACUUUCAAUGGGACAGAGUACUGGCAGAUGCUGUGUGAUUCUGAAGUAUCACUUGACUGUGAGAUCACCUUUGCCAACUUGACAGAUUUCCAGGCAUGUCCAUAUGUUACAGAAACAUCAAAGCUGAGCAAUACAUUCUGGAUAUUUUUCAUAAUAUUUUUUUUUGCCAAUAUCGUCAUGUCGCCAGUGUUUACCCUCAUUGAUGCUGUUGCCUUCGACAUGCUGGGACCCAAACCAGAACUCUGGGGUAGACAGAGGCUAUGGGGGACCAUUGGUUUUACAGCUUUUGCUGUUACCUCCACAUUUAUCAUGGACGCUAUAAGCCAAUCACAUAAAACCAUCAAUUAUUCAGUAUCCUUCUACAUUUUUAUGGGUCUUACCACUAUAUCAGCUUUUGUCACCUACUUUCUGAAUCCAAAAAAUGUUCAAAGUGCUCGGCUAUUAAAAAAUUUGAAGCCCUUGUUGACCUUCAAAAUAUUAGCUUUCCUUCUGGUGAUGAUGAGUUUUGGAAUGAUGAAUGUGGUUAUUGAGGCUUAUUUAUUCUGGUUUUUACAAGAGCUGGGAGGUCCACAAAAACUCCUUGGACUUUGUGUCGUCUUCAGUUGCAUUCCAGAAAUGAUCAUGUUCCACUUUGCUGGAGCUUUCAUUAAAAAGUUUGGAAAUAUCCCUUGUGUACUUUUAGCAUGUCCAGCAUAUGCUGUAAGAUUUUUCUGCUAUUCGUUUCUUUCUAAUCCAUGGUUUGUUUUGCCUGUAGAGAUGACUCAUUGUUUUACGUUUGCACUAAUGUAUGCCUCGGCCACUGGUUAUGCAAACUCCAUUUCACCUGAAGGACUUUCUGCUACCAUGCAAGGUGUACUAGCGGCAGUGUACUGGGGUAUUGGGAAGGGUAUUGGAAGUCUAGUCACUGGAACAAUGUAUGACAGUGUGCAUGGUAUCGGGCCCAGGUGGACAUUCAGGUUGUAUGGGUUUUUCGCACUGGGGGUGUUGGCGUUAUACGGCAUCGUCCAUUUCUUCUUUUUCCGAAAGAAGCAGGCAUCUAAGGAAGUCGACAUGACAGUAACAUACGAAGCAAACAAAGACGAGGAUGGAGCUCAGCCAGAAGACAAGCUGCUCUCGCCAGCCAACCAGAGUGGUGUGGAACUAAAGGACAUGAGCAGCUCUGGGAACCACAUGUAACAGACAGACAUGAGCAGCUCUGGGAACCAUGUGUAACAGACAGAAGACAUGAGCAUGCAGCAGCUCUGGGAACCAUGUGUAACAGACAGACAUGAGCAGCUCUGGGGAACAAAAGUGAAAAAUACUGUAAAAUCAUUGUUUUUGUGGGACAUUAAUUUUGAUUAAUAUAUAAAAAAGAAGAGGAAUUUGUAUUGGUCAUUUUACGAUAUGUUUGUGUUAAAAUUGUGGAUCGGUCAUUCCAUGAAUUUAACACAAACAUUUUGGAAAAUGACAGUUAGAAUCAGUGAUUUCUUUUGCUCAAACUUACCGCCAAUUUUCGGCUGCUUCCCAAUCGCAAAAUUCCACGUUUUUUCCCAAAAAUCUGACCAAAAUUUCCCAAAAAAAGCCAUACUAAAAAAAAAAAAAAUUUUUUUUUUUAAGAUAGAAGUCUCUUAUGACUUAAUUAUGAUUUCUUAACUCUAGAUCUCAUCUUUAUUUUUUAAACAUCCUAAAAAAUAUAUAAGGUUAAUUUAGUCUUUUUUGUCUAUAAAUAAUUCCCAAAUCUGCCACUUUUAUCAAGUAAAAUAAAAAAAAUCCCUAUUUGACCAGACUCCUUUUCCUUAAAUGGCUAGAAAAACCCCUGAACAUGCACUUAAAAACAAUAUUAAUUCUGUUACUUAUAAUCAUAUUUAUAAUGCUUAAUUUUUCCCAAUUUCAUGAUUUAUCGCGCUAUUUUUCCCAAUUUCACAGUUCAUCGCGCUAAUUUUCCCAAUUCAAAUGACACAGGCUGUAACAA
Dreissena polymorpha is the source of this 2816-nucleotide messenger RNA. RefSeq names its product major facilitator superfamily domain-containing protein 6-like. The coding region runs from base 158 to 2041 and encodes 627 amino acids. NCBI's taxonomy places the organism in Eukaryota, Metazoa, Mollusca, Bivalvia, Myida, Dreissenidae. The record is from RefSeq and is a predicted model, not a curated record. The transcript is spliced from 5 exons. Gene Ontology annotation, cellular component: membrane.